AUGGCGACGGACGGCAAGAAUAGAAAUGGUGAAGUGAACGGUGUGAACAGUGUGAGGAAUUCCAUGGCAGAUAACGAGACAAAGGUGGAGGAAGGGAAGAAGGUGGAAGAGGAACCGGACCAUCCUAUAGACAAAGGAUGGGCGUGGGUCAUCUUGGGUUCUACCUGGUUUAUCGCCUUUAUCGUGAUCGGUAUUGCCAAAUCAUACGGAAUCUUUUUUAUAGAGUUCCUCAAGACAUUUAAAGCUUCUGUAUCUGCCACGACACUAAUCACGACACUUCAAACUGUCGCGUACUGUGGAGCAUCGGUACCAGUCCUCGCCAUUUACAUCAAGAGAUAUGACACUCGCAACCUUGCAAUACUGGCUACGUUUGGAUGUGCGCUUAGUUAUGGAUUGAGCAGUCUAGCGGAUAGUAUAACCUUCCUCUACUUUACUCAAAGCUUGUUAUUCGGAGCUAUGAGUGCGGGCAUCAAUGCGCCUAAUAUGAUUAUUCUGGGAAAAUACUUUAAGAAACGAAGGGGCUUUGCUAUGGGGAUAGUCGCCUCCGGGAACUCCUUGGGAGGAUUCAUUCUGCCUUAUCUGUUCCGGUACCUAUUUGAUGAGUAUGGACUGAGAGGAGCAUUACUCCUGACAUCUGGUAUAUCACUCAACUGUGUGACAGCAGCCUGUCUCCUCAGACCAACCGAAUUCUACAGCAAGAAGAAAGCUCGCAAACCCAGCAAAACAUUGGGCGUCGGUAACGAAUGUAAAGAACAACAGGAAAAGCUUCUCGGUGAUAAAGACAACCAUAUACCUGGAGUAGAUGACAGUACCAAUAUUUCACUCUCACAACCUGUGUUGUCUACGGAGGAUAAAACGAUGGGCAAAACUAACUUCCGUGUAAGGAGUAUCUCCUAUAGUCCCGGUCACAUAGACCCGACGUCAUCUGUCAGCGAAAAUAAGGGGUCAUCAUCCGUCCUAUCAUUGUCAAGUUUCACUCGGUAUCUAAGUAAUGGGGACAUCUUUUCACUUUCACUCCAAGACAUGGAUAUUAUGCGGAUUAACUCACAGCAAGAGGAAGUAAAAGACCAAACAAAGAAACCUCUUCAAGGAUGUUGGCGACUCUGUCGAUAUCUAACAGAACGAGAUAUUUUCAACUGUAACUUAUUUCGCAAUAAGUACUUUUUAGCCUUUGUUCUUGCGCAUUGCCUAGGCAGUUUAGCUCCUGCUUUCAACCACAUCUUUGUGCCGGCGUACGCACGUGAUAUCGGAAUCAGUGAUCAGAAUGUGGCCACUGUAGCAUCGGUGAUUAGUCUUGCCGAUUUCUUCGGCCGGAUUGUUGCUGGAACGCUAGCCGACGUUCCUUGGAUAAGGAAGACCUAUUUGGUGGCAGCGUCACAGUUUAUAGUAGGAACAAUGAUGAUAUUUUCUCCAGUGUUCAAUAACUUCUAUCUUCUGGUGGUGUUUGCAGUUCUCUACGGAUUGGUUGGGGGUGCUCUGUUCACCCUCUUUUCACCUAUAAUGAUAGAAAUGGUAGGCCUGACAAACUUUCCAAAUGGGAUGCUUGUCGUGUUAGUUCUUCAAGGCGUCUGGAUCGGUGGCAACGCAUCAUUUAUGGGUUACCUGCGGGAUCUGACUGAUUCCUAUAUUGUUAGCCUCCAGUACAUGGGAGCUACCUCUUUUAUAUCAGCUGCAAUAUUUAUCACAGUGGAGGUUGUCCGGAGGUGCACUGCGCCAACGAAUCAAAAGGAUUCCGUUUGA
Molecule: messenger RNA, 1740 nt
Organism: Ylistrum balloti
Lineage: Eukaryota; Metazoa; Mollusca; Bivalvia; Pectinida; Pectinidae
Product: monocarboxylate transporter 9-like
Exons: 5
Coding region: 1-1740 (579 amino acids)
Biological process (GO): monocarboxylic acid transport; transmembrane transport
Molecular function (GO): monocarboxylic acid transmembrane transporter activity
Source: RefSeq, a predicted model, not a curated record